Dovyalis caffra is the source of this 258-nucleotide messenger RNA. NCBI's taxonomy places the organism in Eukaryota, Viridiplantae, Streptophyta, Magnoliopsida, Malpighiales, Salicaceae. The record is from the annotation of a GenBank genome assembly.
AUGAAGACGGGAGUGAUGACUAUAGAUGAUGACGAGGGAGACAAGGAUACGGAAGCUAUCGCUAAGGGUAAGGUUAUACCUUCGAAUGUGCCUAGCAUGACUCCAUUUGUUUCUAAAAAAGUGAAUAGCAAUAAAGAUGCUAUUAAGCAUGGCAUAACUAUGAAAAUAUGGAGGAAAAAGGUUGAUAAUGAGGUGAGAAGGGAUAAGGUGGUUGAGCAUGAAUUUAAGGGACACAUCUCAAUUGAGUCAUGUAGCUAG